AUGGUUCUCCCCCGCUCUACCGUCCUCCGCGCCGCUGCUCAGCAGCUCGCCCGUCCGGUUGCCCGCACCGGCCUCCGCAGCGCCGGCCGCCAGCAGCCAUGGCAGCGCAUCUCCCAAUCUGUGUCGCGCCGCGCCUACAGCAGCUCUCACGGUGGCCACGGCCACGGUGAGGCUAAGAGCGACCUUCCUUGGUUGAUUGGCGCCGUUGCCUUUGGUGUCCCCGGCACCUGGUGGCUGCUCCAGCCUGGUGAGGCCCACCACGGCGGCCAUCACGAAGAGCACGCGGAGAAGCACGAGGAGAAGCAUGAGGAGCCCAAGCAGGAGGAGGCCCCCAAGGAGGAGCCCAAGCAGGAGGAGCCCAAGGAAGAGCCUAAGGAAGAAUCGAAGGAGGAACCCAAGGAGGAGUCCAAGGAGGAGUCCAAGGCUGAGUCCAAGGACGAGUCCAAGGACGAAUCCAAGGACGAGUCUAAGGAACAGCCCAAGGAAGAGAAGCCCAAGGAGGGCUCCGAGGGACCUCGCUUCAAGGGCCCAAGCAGUGCCGGUGAAGACAAGAAGGCUCCGGACACCCGCUCUUCGCAGGACGACGCUAAGGAGGGAGCCUCCAAGAAGCGCAUUGAUAGCGACUACCGCAAGGAGCUUGGUAGCGAUUCGAAAGAUGGCGCCGAUAAGGACCAGAACAAGACUGCUGGCAAGCAGCAGGGUCUCUCCAACACCGACACCAGGCACAGCACCGAUGUUGACAGCGAUCCUUCCAAGAGCAAGAAGUCCGAGGGCGGUGUCGACACCGCGAAGACGAAGGGCACCGUCUCCCCCAACAGGCCUGCUGUAUGA
Molecule: messenger RNA, 831 nt
Organism: Diplodia corticola
Lineage: Eukaryota; Fungi; Ascomycota; Dothideomycetes; Botryosphaeriales; Botryosphaeriaceae
Product: phd zinc finger-containing protein
Exons: 3
Coding region: 1-831 (276 amino acids)
Source: RefSeq, a predicted model, not a curated record